AACUCAGCAGGAAGGGCGGCGCGGUAGCGAGUGUCACUAGUGCGGAGGUGCGUAAUGAGGCAGGGCAGGUCGGGCGGCUCGGCAGUAGGGCGGCCCGGCGGCUGGGCGGCUCGGCGGCUCGGCUGCUGGGCGGCUCGACUCCCGGGCGGCUCGGCGGCAGGGCGGCUCGGCGGCAGGGCGGCUCGGCGGCUCGGCUCCCGGGCGACUCGGCGGCAGGGCGGCUCGGCAGCAGGGCGGCUCGGCUCCCGGGCGGCUCGGCUGCUGGGCGGCUCGGCGGCAGGGCGGCUCGGCGGUCGUAG
Closterium sp. Naga37s-1 is the source of this 299-nucleotide messenger RNA. The record is from the annotation of a GenBank genome assembly. NCBI's taxonomy places the organism in Eukaryota, Viridiplantae, Streptophyta, Zygnematophyceae, Desmidiales, Closteriaceae.